Molecule: messenger RNA, 6321 nt
Organism: Penicillium egyptiacum
Lineage: Eukaryota; Fungi; Ascomycota; Eurotiomycetes; Eurotiales; Aspergillaceae
Source: the annotation of a GenBank genome assembly
AUGGCGUCGUACUUUAUGCCAUCGUUCUUCCAGAAGCGGCUCCUCAAAUACGCCUUGUCCCGCUUGGGCCUGGUCGACACAGAGGCUUUGGAUCCAGAUAACCUAGGCAUCUGCUGGGGACAACGGUCUACCAUCGAGUUGAGGGAUAUUGGCCUCAAAUUAGAGAAACUAUCCACCCUACUCAAUCUUCCUCCAUCGUGCGAGCUGGUCAGCGCCCGAGUUCAGCUCCUUCGAAUCACCCUUCCUGCCGAUUUCCACAACAGCGGGAUCCUGUGUGAGGCAAACGGCAUCGACGUACAUAUUCGGUUAUCGUCAGAGGAGUCGAAAAAGGAACAUCACGCAAAAAGGAAAGGCGAAAAAUAUGACUAUUCGGCGGUGCCCACACCGUCUGGUCUUGCGGAGUCAUUCCUUGAGUCCGAGCCAAAGGAGGAAAGAGAAGAGCUGCAGGCUGCAAUAUCGUCACAGUCGCAGGUCCUGCCUCACGACCCAUUAGCCUGGUCCACCGAUGACGAUAACGAGCUCGGCCUUGGGAGUGAGACUCUAUCACUGCCGAGCUUUGUGGCGGGUUUCUUGAAAGGCGUUGUGGAUCGCCUCCAACUCAAGGUAAAAGAUGCAGUUGUGCGAGUGGACAUGGAGUUGAAGCAAGAUGGAACGUUAAAACGGCAACCUGAACAUAAGCCGGACCUUGUAGCAGGGUUCUUGAGCGUCGGGGAAAUUGAUGUACACGGGGUAUCUGAGAAAACCGUUGGCCCGGAGGGCCUUCCUUUCCGAGAAGGGAAGCGGCUCAUCUCAAUCGCUGAUAUCAAUUUUGGUUUGGUUUCGGACCCAUCGGUGUUCUCAAACUACUCUCGUUUCGCUGCUCCUGUAUCGCCGACGACGACUAUGCGGUCAAAAGGGAGCCAGCCGUCAAGCAGAGCGCCAUCACCCUCUCCAUUGGAUCGCUCUGACGAACCCCUUGCUAUGACCCAAUCAACUAUUUUCGAGCCGCCACGAACUUUUGGCCAUUCGAGUACCAUCACAGACAGGUUAGAGGCAUCUGCAUUUUCCGAUGGUCGAUUCUCAGACGCCGACUCUGAGUCAGGUAGUCACCGUGGUGGAUACCUGGAGGAUUCUCAAAUAUUUGGAGAUGACCCCUUCCAAGACAACCCGGGGUACCUAGACUCGGUCAUUGACAAUCAAUUCGAUGAUUUUGAUGAUGAGCAGUCACCGGUAAUACAUCCCGAAGACCGACAGGCCGAGCGUGAAUGGAGAAACCACUUGCCUCAUGGCCCACGAAGCUUGCAUCAGAGCCAACAGGUCGGAUCCUCUGACGAGCCCUUGAUCCCCUCUCACAGCUAUCAUAUAUCCCAAACUUACGACACACAUCACAGCCAAAUCGGCUCUGAAAUUGACGAAAUAACGCAACCCACACAUCAUUACAAUGAUUACGGAAAUGAACAUAACGAAAAAUCACAAUUAAGCGUAUCAUCCAAUCCUCCCAGUACAUCUCCUCCACGCUCAGAGCCCGAGAGCACGGGCUCACGACAAGAAAGCCCAACUGUUGAUCUCAACGAGUCCAAGCUUUUCUCCCACUAUGAAGCGCAAAGCCUCUACAUGAGCGCUACCAGCCAGGGUGGGGGUGGGAGCUUCAUGCCACAAAUGCCAGGUGGCUGGGGCUCGUUUGAUACUGCAUCAAACUCUCCGGGUGCUCUUGAUGACCGAUCUAAAAUCAUCACACCUAUUGAUCCCGCGCACUCUGCCCAUGUCCAAGGUGAAGCGGAUUCAAGAUGCACAGCCCCAUCAGAAGACAAUGUCACUGAGAAGCAUGAUUUGGAUGACCAAGCCCAAUCUCAGACAUUGCACAAGGACAGACCCUCGACUCCAUCAUCUCCUGGAUUGCACAGAAUCAAUGAAAUGAGAAAAUCGGUGCUUACUGUUGACAGAAUUUUGCUGUGGUUCUCACCUGCUACUUCUUCUGAAGAAGUGUUAGCCGAACCAUCGCCUGUAUUACAAAAAGAGAACGCAGGCAGUGACCUAAACGAGUCCACAGCUAGCUUUGGGGACUACGCACCCGAAGAAAGUCUACUUGCCUCCAGAGCUUACAAGUCUACAAGGUUCGGAAGGGACUUUGAUGAGACACGGGCCCAGUCAAGCGCUGGGUCUGAACUGCCUGAAAUUGCCAUGGAGGUGUUCUCUGUCUCCGUGCAUUUCGAUAUUGCAACUGGUUGGCUUCUAACCAAGAUAGUACAAAAGUUGUCUCACGCUCUCGGUACGGCUGAAAAAGAUCCGUCUGAGCAGCAGCCGCGAAAGGACCAGCCUGCGCGCACACCACCUGUUCAUCUUGUCGUCCAUGCACUUUCAAUAAAAUUCAUCGAACGUGUUUCGGGGCAUGUAUAUUCGUCUCACAAUAAUGGCUCGCCUUUGUCUCCUUCCUACAGCAUGGAAGAUGUGAUCCUUCGUCUUACUCUAUCUGGUUUGGAUGCUCGCCUUUCAGCUCAAAGUACAACUUCCAAGCUGAAUCUUGACGUAUCCAAGUUUGCAUUCGGGUUCGCCUCAGAGGAUAUCAUAUUCUUUGAUGAAAGAUUGAAAAUGCGCGAAUCUACGCGUGAUGUUUUAUCCCCUUCCCAAGGAGAUAUUUCGAUCUCCUUGGCCAAAUCGACAGAUGUAGCAAAGGUUGACAUCUCCACGCUACCUCUCCAUAUCAAUCUCAAUAUACAGCGCCUAGAAGAGGUCCUAGGCUGGAUGGGUGGCCUGAGCACCAUUCUCGAACUUGGUAGUUCCAUGUCGUCAGUGUCGACAGUCAAAGGCUCCGCGCCACUUCCCAAACAGCGCCCCCGUGGUGUGCAUUUUGAGACACCUGCCCCAGCUGUUGACACGACCAAGGGCACGUCAGCCUUAUGGAAAGUGAACGCCCGGGUUGGUGCCACCCUGUUGGAUGUUACUGGUGAGACCCACUGUCUUCAACUUACCACCACCGCCGUCAAAAUCGUCAGCAGGUUUGAAGGGAUUGGUAUCCAAAUAGACAAGGCCAAAAUGAUUGGACCACUUUCAAUUGAUGACGUAUCAUCUGAUACUCCCGCCAAAGUCACCCUGAACAAUAUCCGCCUUGAAUUCCUUUUUGCCCCGAAGGAGGUUGAUCUGGAUCGUCUUCUGACAUUGAUUACUCCGUCCCAGGACAAAUUUGAAGUGGAAGAUGACAUCAUGCUAGACACACUGUUGCGCCAGCGACGACAAGGAUCUGUUCUUCGCGUGACAGUGGGGCGCUUGGAAACGUUCAUCUCAGAUACCGGUGGGUUGGAGCCUCUCUCAUCUCUUGCUGUCGAGCUGAGUCGGCUUUCCAAUGUCACAAAGUAUUUGCCGGAAGAUGAUCGCCCUGGUAUUCUUACUUUGGUACUGGUCCGUGACUUCCAAGGACACCUCCACGUUGGUGGAGAAGUUGGGGACAUCGAAAUUCGACUUUCCAGUGUUGAAGUUGCACACAUCACCAUGCCUUCGCUCACUGCGGCCCAAAUCGGAACCAUGACCGUUACUCGGAAUAACGACGAACAGCUGGUGGGGCAUGCCCUGUGGCCCCCGAACAAGUAUCAGGACCCAGACCCGUCCUAUCCGCCGGUCCUCAUGGCUCGUUUCAUACCCGACGAGAUGGAUCCUACUUACAAGGUCAAACUUCACAACCUCCUUGUCGAGUACACGGUACCAUCAGUGACAGCCUUCCUUGGAUCGAGUGGUGACAAGAUGAGUGGAGAUUUGGCUAGUAAUAUGGUCAACUCUAUCGCCAAUCUUGCAGAGCAGUCAAUGUCGUCACCUUCGAUGACAGGACGGCCGAUGUCGAAUGAAUCCAGCUCCUCGACAAAGCCGGUCAAAUUGUCAGUUGUGUUUAGAGAUUGUGUACUUGGCCUCAACCCUCGCAAUUCCCACGCAAAAGGCCUUGCAGUCCUCACCAAUGCCAAGUUCAGAGGAACUAUUCAUGAAGAUGAAUCUGCGGAAGCAUCAUUGGAUAUUAGGAAAGCCUCGCUCAUGAUCAUCGACGAUGUGUACCAUGAGGGUGCUUAUAAUCUGCACCAGCGGGGCUCGCUCGUUCCCCAAGACACCCAGGCUCAAGCGUAUAUCGAUAAAGGCUAUGUUCCUGUUUCUUCCAUCUCGUCAGCAACUGCUGGUAUCAAGCUUACCAGCGCUGAGGAUGGGACGAAGUCUUUGGACGUAGAGCUGAGAGAUGAGCUGUUGAUCCUCGAGACCUGCGCGGAUUCAACUCAAACGCUCAUUAGCAUCAUGAAUGGGCUUCAGCCUCCACCUCCACCAAACAUCAAUAUUAAAUAUCGAACAGAGGUUAUGCCCAUCCAAGAUAUGUUCGCCUCGUUCACUGGGGACGCAUUUGCGGCCGCUCCCCCUCUUCCCGGUGAUAAUGAUAUGGCAACUAUCUCCGAAGGAUCAUCCAGGGAAGAUCAGCUAACCGACGAACUUGAAUACGUCAGCGAUUUCUAUCCUGUGAAGGGCGGCCUUGGUGGUGUGGGCAUUGAAGCUAUAGAAGCGGACUCCAAUGAUCUGCUGGACAGCUUCCAUUCCCAAUAUCAAGUAUCUUCCAGUAUGACGGAAUUGGACUUCCAGGAGGACCAUUUUGCAAGGAAAUCAGCUGUGGGUGGAACAGCUCAUCGGUGGGACUCCACCCGGAACACCUACGGGUUCGCCAAUGACACGAAUCUCGAGCGGAGUCCUUUGCGUGUGCGUAUGCGAGACGUGCAUUUCAUCUGGAAUCUGUUUGAUGGAUAUGACUGGCAGCGCACCCGUGACACAAUAUCCAAAGCUGUCAAGGAUGUGGAAACCAAGGCCACAGAACGCCGUUCCAGGGGCUCACGGAUGUCACCUUCGGUAGAAGAUGAAGAGGAGUCUGUCAUUGGCGAUUUCCUCUUCAAUUCCAUUUACAUCGGUAUUCCAGCCAACAAGGAUCCGCGGGAACUCCACCGCGAGAUCAAUCAUGACAUUGAUGAUUUCACCAGCGAGACUGGGAGCUAUGCCACAACCACUACGGCUACUGGGGCUGGAAGUCGCCAGGGCCGGUCGACCUCUAAGAGGGAGAAGAAAUUGCGCUUGCAUCGGAGCAAACACCACAAAAUGACGUUUGAGUUGAAGGGUGUCUCUGCCGAUCUGAUUAUCUUCCCACCGGGCUCAGACGAGACUCAGAGUUCGUUGGAUGUGCGGGUCAAGGAUUUGGAGAUCUAUGACCAUGUCCCGACCUCGACAUGGAAGAAAUUCGCAACCUACAUGCGCGAGGCUGGCGAAAAAGAGAGCGGAACGAGCAUGGUUCACCUUGAGAUUCUGACUGUAAAGCCUGUGCCUGAGCUAGCUGCAUCUGAGAUCGUUCUCAAGGCCACUGUUCUACCCCUCCGGUUGCAUGUUGACCAAGAUGCUCUCGACUUCAUGAGUCGGUUCUUUGAGUUUAGAGAUGAGACGGCCGAACCAUCUGAUACCCCGGGCGAUGUUCCAUUUUUGCAGCGAGUAGAGAUAAACGCCGUGCAAGUCAAACUAGACUUCAAGCCUAAGCGGGUCGACUAUGCAGGACUCCGGUCCGGCCGCACAACUGAGUUCAUGAACUUCUUCGUCCUGGAUGGCGCCGACAUGGUACUACGACAUGUGAUCAUCUACGGAGUGUCUGGAUUCGACCGAAUGGGCCAAACUCUCAACGACAUAUGGAUGCCAGACGUCAAGCAGAACCAACUGCCCAGUGUGCUCGCUGGUCUCGCUCCGAUCCGUUCCCUAGUCAACGUCGGUGGCGGCGUGCGCGACCUGGUCGUCGUCCCAAUGCGCGAGUACAGAAAGGACGGCCGAAUCGUGCGCAGCAUCCAAAAGGGCGCGUUAGCCUUCGCCAAGACAACCUCUAACGAGCUGGUCAAACUCGGCGCAAAACUCGCCAUCGGCACACAAACCGUCCUCCAAGGUGCGGAGGACCUACUGACCACCCCCAACGCACCAGCAUUCGACGAAGAUCUCCUCGACGAAGACGAAGCCAAGAAGAUCUCACUGUACGCUGACCAGCCGGUUGGGGUGGUACAGGGACUGCGCGGGGCGUUCAGCGGCCUCGAGCGUGAUCUGCUCUUGGCUCGCGACGCGAUCGUCGCCGUACCCGGGGAGGUGGUCGAGAGUGGGAGUGCCAAGGCCGCCGCAAAGGCAGUCUGGAAGCGUGCGCCUACGGUCAUCCUCCGACCCGCCAUCGGGGUGUCCAAGGCUGUGGGACAGACUCUGCUUGGCGCGGGGAAUACCCUUGACCCGAGUAAUCGGCGCAAGAUGGAAGAUGUAAGUGAUUUCCGAGCAACCACCCUAUUUCGGUAUUUCGGUGGCUGUGACUGA